AUGGUACCCGUGACACGGUCGGCGUCCAAAAAUCACAGCCGCAAGUCCUCUAAAGCAACCUCGAGCGUUCGGAAACGAACUAGAGCGGCUCCGCAAUCCAAAACGCCCAAAAACCCAGCAACGCGACGAGACAAACAUGUGAAUACGGCAGCAAAGCCGCCGCCGCCGCCAAAGCCGGAGGCAAACGCGCGGGAGAACCCACCAGGAGGCCCAGUCCUCGAAUGGUACAGCGUCGAGGGCUCCGAGUUCCAGGAUGCCGCAGAAUUGUUGGAGCUGAUUGACAUUCUGCGACAUGUUCGUCGGCACCCAGGCUGCCGCGUAAUUUUACGCCAAGAAAGCAAGGAAACGCCUACUCCUGAGUUCUUCGUAAUUGAAUGGCACAAUAACAAUGGCAGGACGAAAUUCCUCGAGUCUGAGGAGUCCAAGCGCUUUAUGCAAAUUGUCGAGGAGAAUCGGGUGCGGAGGACUCUCUUGAUGCACCUGCCUUAUAAAGGUGGCUUUGGUGUUUUCUACGGGACGUUUUUCCUGCCUUACAAUCUUCGCGAAGUAUUGACUGUUUACUUUCCCGCGAGCCUUUCGGAUGCCGUUACCAAUUCCUUGAACCGGGUCAAGGGGCCGGAGACUUGGGGUGGACCUAUGUCGGGGUACACAAUCGAGCACCCUCUCAGAACCCCUUGGGAGGGGCUUUUACGAAAAGAACAUGGCUGGGCAGAUGGAAUUGUAGAAUAUCGAGGGCAGCCUGCUAGGCGUAUGAUAUAUAUUUUCAAAUGGUUAGAUGAAUUGGCCCAACAGCGUUAUAAACAAGAAGCACGGGGAGCGAACAGGCGCGCGUGCGACGGACGGAUUAUUUCGGGCUACAUGGAUGCCUUCUUGGACGAGCUCGAGGAGCUGGGAAUGCUGGGAUACGAGUCCCAGAACGUCGAUUUCUUCGAAAUCUCUGAGCACUACUUCCUGGGCGACCCAGGGUACAUUAAAUGUGUCAACGACUCGCUCGAUCCUCCCUCUUAA
This is a messenger RNA of Truncatella angustata, 1008 nucleotides long. RefSeq lists its product as uncharacterized. The coding region runs from base 1 to 1008 and encodes 335 amino acids. NCBI's taxonomy places the organism in Eukaryota, Fungi, Ascomycota, Sordariomycetes, Amphisphaeriales, Sporocadaceae. The record is from RefSeq and is a predicted model, not a curated record. The transcript has 2 exons.